Messenger RNA from Drosophila willistoni, 3009 nucleotides. RefSeq names its product U4/U6.U5 tri-snRNP-associated protein 1. The transcript has 5 exons. Bases 67 to 2808 code for a protein of 913 amino acids. Gene Ontology annotation, biological process: mRNA cis splicing, via spliceosome; maturation of 5S rRNA. The record is from RefSeq and is a predicted model, not a curated record. NCBI's taxonomy places the organism in Eukaryota, Metazoa, Arthropoda, Insecta, Diptera, Drosophilidae. Gene Ontology annotation, cellular component: U4/U6 x U5 tri-snRNP complex.
ACAACGUUUAUAAUAUUUUUUUCUGAAAAGCUACAGAAAAAAAUAAUUGGACGAGUUUGAUAAAAAAUGGGGUCCUCAUCUGCAGGAAAGAAGCACAAAAAGGAUAAGAAGCACAGGCAUCGUUCGCGUUCCCUGGAGCGGCGUUCGGGUGUCGAGGAGGAUGAGGUCCAAAUUUUGGACAGGCAUCACAGACACAAGAAGCAUAAGGAACAUCGACACAAGCAUCACAGGCACAGGGAGAGGGAAGGUGGUGAGAGUGGCAGUGGAGGCCGUGCCAGUGAAGUCAUAUCGCUGGAGGAAUCAGAUUCCGAUAGCUCAGAUUGCGUCGAAGUGCCCAUAGAGCAUGCCAAAACCAGGGUCAGAGAGAGGGAGGCACCACCACCCCCUACAAUUAGAGAAAGGGUAAGAGACCGUGAGAGGGAUCGUGAGACGGAAGUCUCUGCUCCGCCACCUCCGCAGAUAUCCAAACAUUUGGACUAUGAGCGUCGUCGUGAGCGUGAGUCGGAUCGUGAGCGAGAGUCUCGUAAGCGGAUGAUGCGUGAAAAAGAACGUCCCAGAGAAAGAUCACGUAGCCAAUCCCCUCCACCGCCAUCAACUUCACGAAGGCGUGACGCGGCACCUCCACCACCAACCAUAUCAUCAUCAUCUUCACGGUCCUAUUCGCCCAUACCCGACAAUGGAGCUGGUGAUGUUCUGUCGAUUGAGGAGACAAAUAAACUUCGUGCCAAGCUAGGUCUGAAACCACUUGAAGUGGAUAGUGGACCAACUAAAUCAUCUUCUGCGGCUUCUAGUCAUGGUGAAUCACAUGCCAAAUCCUCGGGUGAAAAAGAUCUCUCAUCCUACAAAGAUGAAUGGGGUGAAUUUUUGCAUAAACCUGCCGAUAAUAUCAAGGAGAAGAAACAGGCAGAAAAGCUUAGAGAUAAACUAAACCUGCGUAAGGAAAAACGUUUUCUCGAAGAGAGAUUAGCACGGAUCAAAACGUUGGGUGAAUCUGACGAAGAAACCGAUAACACAUCCAAAUGGGUGGAUCGUAAUAAGCGAGUUGUUAAUGAACGGGAAGAGGCAAAGCGAAAGGCCAAAGAGCUAGAGGAGCUAGAUGAGGCAUUCGGUGUAGCCGAAAUGGUUGAAGAGGAAAAGCAAAAAGCUCGCCAGCGUGCCUAUGGCGAUAAUAGUCUAAAAGGUUUACGCGUUGACCACGAUAUGGAUGAUUUCGGUGAGGGACGUACUGUUAUAUUAACCCUUAAGGAUCAGGAUGUACUCAACGAAGAGGAUGGCGACACUCUGGUUAAUGUUAAUAUGCUUGACGAUGAGCGUUAUAAGAAGAAUGUGGCCAACAAGAAACAAAAUCCUCUGAGCUACGGCUAUGAUGUCUAUGAAGAGCAAUACGAUGAACUGGGUAAUCCCAUAGAGCGUUCCAUAUUGGAGAAAUAUGAUGAUGAUAUCGAUGGAAAGCCAAAGAAGCGCAAGAAUUUUGUAAUUGGUGAGAAUGUAGAAGAGCAGCGAGAUCAACGACGCAAACUUCUGGAGAUAAAAACCAAAUUGGCCGGUAAACGUUUGGAAACGUUACAGGACACGAAUUUACAGCUGGCAUCAGAUACAUACAGCACGGCGGAGUUGGCUACAUUUAAGAAACCCAAGAAAAAGAUCAAGAAAUUGCGCCAAAAGCUCAAAGCGGAAGAUCUAGAACAAUUGGCAGAGCCAUCUACAUCUGGUUCUUCAAAUUUUGGCAGUCGUCAUGGACGUUAUCGUGAUGCCGACGAUAUAGAAAUGAAAGACGAGGAACAAGAAACAAAGUCCACGCAAAUUAAAUUGGAACUCGAUGACGAUGAUGAUCUGGAGCGUGUUUUAUCCAAAGCACGUAGACUAAAACAAAAGGAGAAUAUUAUUAAGAAAUCAUUGCCCAUCGAUGUGGCUGCUAUCGAAAGGGAUAUUAAGCCAGAACCCGUACAAGAAGUUAACUCGGCCACAUCGGGUAUCAUAUUGAGUGGUACAGAUAAUAAUAUCGUAUUAAAUGCUACGGCUGAAUUUUGCCGUACUUUGGGUGAUAUACCCACAUAUGGUAUGGCUGGUAAUCGUAAUGAAGACUCCAAUGAUAUGAUGGACUUUGAUAAUAAUGAACAGCAAAUGGAUGAGCAUAUGGAUGGUCAUGGGGAUGAGGCAUCAGUCAGUGGUCAUGGCCAUGGCACAUGGAAUUCUGUUAAUCCAGAUGAAGUAAUGCAACCAGCUGAUUUUGAUAAUCUGGGUGAUGAUUUGGAAGAUCGUGCCAUCUUAGAUGAAGAGCCAGAUGUGGGCGCUGGUGUGGCAAAUGCCUUGAGGCUGGCCCUAUCGAAGGGCUAUCUCGAAAAGGAGGAGAAAAACAGGCCAAGUAAUACAAAAAUGGCCCAUCUGCAGGCCAAGAAUUAUUCCAUUGAAGACAAGGCAGCUGGGGAAGAGGAAAAAGUUGGUCGUCGAGAUCGUUUUCAUUCUGGUCCAAUUAUGGACUUUAAAGACAAGGAGACCUUUAAACCUAAUGUCAAACUGGAUUACAUUGAUGACAAUGGUCGUAUCUUGAAUCUUAAAGAAGCCUUCCGCUAUCUCUCGCACAAAUUCCAUGGCAAGGGUCCAGGUAAAAAUAAGAUUGAGAAGCGUCUCAAGAAAAUGGAACAAGAUGGGUUAAUGAAGACCAUGAGUUCAACAGACACUCCAUUGGGCACUCUGACUAUGCUACAGCAGAAGCAAAAGGAAACUAAAACCGCUUAUGUCGUCCUUAGUGGCAGCAAUAAAACUACAUCUGGUGUCGGUGGCGCACCCAUAGCCAAGUUUAAAUAAGAACACAAAAAGAAAGAAAGGCAAACCAUAACAGGAUGAUUUAUACCAUAACCAAAUGCAAUAGUAACUUCCCAAAAUCCCACAAAAUACAAUACAUACAUACACAACGUCUCAAACCAAAUGCAAAAAAAAAAAAAAAGAAAAAACCUAAUUGAAAAUAUGUCCUGAUUAUAUUUAAUUCAAAUACAAAUGUGAAAACUA